Molecule: messenger RNA, 438 nt
Organism: Lachancea meyersii CBS 8951
Lineage: Eukaryota; Fungi; Ascomycota; Saccharomycetes; Saccharomycetales; Saccharomycetaceae
Source: the annotation of a GenBank genome assembly
AUGGUUCUUCCGAUUAUCGUUGGUCUCGGAGUGACUGCAGCAGCCUUAACAGUACGAUCUGGAUUACGUGCCUGGGACAUUUAUAAAAGACUCACGCCCCUGAUGAUAGCACAACUGAACGGACUGCGAAUAUCUGUUUCAGAGGCCCGGUUCCAACGACAAAGCUCUCUGCGGUAUGGCAAUUUGAGCCCACAGCUCAAAUCACGACUAAGCCAAUACAGUGGAGGUUUUAAUCUCAAAAUGAAAGAGUCAGAGGCGCUAUUGAUUCUUGGCAUUGACGGAAACGAAAUACAAAGACUCGACAUCGAAUUGAUCAAGCGCAAGCAUCGCAAAGCUAUGUUGCACAAUCAUCCAGACCGAGGGGGCAGUCCCUUCCUAGCCAUGAAAGUGAAUGAAGCUCGCGAUGUGCUGAGUCAGAGCAUCAUGUUGCGAAAAUGA